AGUUAAAUCCUCACACAAACACAAACCUCGCUCGAACAACACAACAAACUGAAACACUCUCACAGUUUAUUCUCCUCACAACAUUUGCAUCUUUUCUCCGCGUGCGUGCACACACUGCAUGCGGGUGCACGUGCGCGCGGGUGCAUGUGCGCGCAGGCGGAGGAUCGCUGAGCCGAGCCGUCGUGCAGCAGGAACGAGCCGCCAGGCGCGCAGGAGAAGCCGCGAAAUAGAACCCGAGCAUCCGCUACCUGGAGGAAGCAGAGGGAGCGCGUGCAGCUCAGAGUCCGAGAAGCCAGAGAUCCAAAAUGGGAGGCAAGCUCAGCAAAAAGAAGAAGGGGUUCAACGUCACUGACGACAAGGCCAAAGACAAAGAUGCCACAGCCGAGGGGGCCUCUGCCGAGGAGAGCGAAGCUCCGAAAGAAAACAAAGAUGAGGCGCCGGCGGCCGACACCGCGGCGGCCAAAGACGAAGAUAAGAACGCAGCUCCCGCCGCAAAGGAGCCCGAGAAACCUGCCGCCAACGCUGAGCCCAAAGCAGAGGCGCCCAAAGCAGAGGCUCCGAAGAGCGCAGAGCCCGCCAAGGCCGAGGAGAAACCAGCCGCCCCCGCCCCGGCCAAAGAAUCGGCCCCUGCCCCCAAGGAGCCCGAGGCCAAGGCCGCGGCUCCAGCCCCGGCGGCCGAGAGCAAAGAUGAGGCCAACGCCAAAAAGACUGAGGCCCCCGCGGCACCAGCAGCCAAAGCCGAGACGGCCCCCGCGGCCACCCCCGACCCCAAGCCCACAGAGGCGGCGGCGCCGGCUCCCGCUCCGGCAAAGGAGGCGGCCGCUGCACCUAGUUCAACACCAGCUGCCGAACCUCCGGCCAAGGAGGCGAACGCCACCGAGGCACCAAGCAAGGAUCAAACCGUAGCAGUUCAAGAUUAAUGGACAGCUUCUUUUCGGAAAUGAAAAAAUAAAGUUCCUUACUCAACAACGAUGAAGAAUAAAAAAAAGUGAAGAAGAAAUUAACUAGCCCCGCCCCUAUUCUGAUAACAACAAUGAUGAUAAUAAUUGUAAUGAUGACGAUUUGUUGAACGAGGAGGACGGGAGCGAACACCCGGAGAAGUUUCCACCGCUGCAGAUGAUUAUUGCUAUUAUUAUUGUUAUGUUUUAUUCUAUUUUUUUCUGCUGUAGUAUUUGAACUUUGAUACGAGUCUGUGUCUUCACCAUUCCACCUCCAUCAUGCUCCCCCCCCCCGACCCAGGAGUGGACGUCCAGUGAAUCCGUCCACUCCUCCUCCUCCUCCUCCUCCUCCUCCUCCUCCUCUUCCUCCUCAGAGUGUCGUGUUCUCAGCCUGGUAUCUACAGCUGUGGUCCCCCCCCCCCCCCCCGCCCCUGUCGUUUGUCGAGAGGACAGAGAACGUCCGGUCUUUCUAGAACAUUUUGGAUGUUGCUGAGGAGCUUUGCAGAGAAAAACAGAUUCUUAGACAUAAAAAACAGUCAUAGGAAUUUUUCUGAUAAGAUUCUAGAUUUUGUACUGAAACCCUUACGUAUAUUGUAAGUGAACUAAGUGGUUUUUUAACAUUUGUAAUAUGCUAAUAAAACCUGCGAAGCCUCGCUGCAGAGACGUCUACGAUGUUCUUAGAAAGACGGAAAUCUCUGAUCCUGCAUCUGAAGACAAACUCUUAUGAGACAUGAUAAGUUCUGAAGGACACAUCCUCCAGGCAGGUGGCGUUCAGGAGCGUCCACAUCCUGUCGGUACAAAACAGACUCAACUCUUAAACUCUUUCCUGUGACGGUGCAGAUUCACGGCAGAAAACAAAAUCCUUCGCUGGAAAAUACUUUUUUAAAUCAGUCGUACAUUCUGAUGCAGGAUGAACUCAAAUCCAUUCAAAGUUCCAAAUUUAUACAAUUUGAGAAUUAAAUAAUUAAUAUAUUUUGAGAUUUAUCUAUUUUAAGGAUUAGUUAACUCCUGCAACCCUUCUCACUUCAGGUUUCCCACCUUGAAAUUCUCUUACCUGAGAUUUUAAACACAGAAACUUAAACUGGAACGUUCCUCAAACCUCGGCCGAGAACCAACUGUCAAAUCACACUCUCAGUGUUAGUCCCAUAGAUUCGCCGUCAUUAUGGGACGGACGAGCCUGGCACAUGACAGGCAGCCUCUGAUUUCCAUGCCUCAUUCAUUUUCUUAUCUUUCCUGGAAUAUAUAUAUAUAUCACAUAUACAGUCAGUGCAUGUAUGCAGCAGUGGAAGAGGAAGAAGGAAGGAAGAUAGGAAGGAAAGAGGGAAGGAAGGAAGGACUCGAGCAGCAAAAAGACAUCAUGAUUUUCUAUGAUGUGAAAAAAUGAAAAAGGACAGGAGGAGGAACGAGAGACUGAAAGAACAAGGGAAGAGAGAACGAGGAGAAAGGAAGGAAAGAAUUACAGUAGAUAUUUUAUUAUCGACAAUCUGUGAAUUACAAAUUAAACCAACUGACAGAAAAUAGAUAAACAUCGGCUUACGGUGCCAGAAACCAAUAUUUGAAUAAAUGUACUUUUCCUACUUUCCACUUAUGUGUACAUACAUGUGGGCGUAUGUGUAUUUAUAUAUAUUUACUCAUCUCAGCCAUCAAUCGUUUCAGUUCGUCCAGUGACACGCAGCCUGCUCCUCGCCACACUUGUCAAACCGUAGCAGAAACCACCACCGGGGAGCGCUGUGGGUCACCGGGGUCACCUCCUCUUCUUCUCUUGACUCGGUGAAUUGCAUGUCCGUGGUUGGGUGAACCUGUAGUCCUGUCGUUUUGGUCAAGUGGAAAAAAAAAAAAUGAUAAAAAUAAUAAAAAAAGGAAUUCAUGGAAACUGCAGUGGAUAUCUUCAUCCCAUGUGUCACCGCCGCUCCCCCCCACACGUCCAUCCAGCUAACAAAAAGAUGAUAUGGAAAUUGAUGCAUUCGAAAUUAUAUGUACUUGUAUAAAUGGUGCAACAGUAAUAAAAUAUAAGAAAUUGACUGAAA
This is a messenger RNA of Platichthys flesus (European flounder), 2965 nucleotides long. RefSeq names its product brain abundant, membrane attached signal protein 1 (gene basp1). The coding region runs from base 306 to 920 and encodes 204 amino acids. The transcript is spliced from 2 exons. NCBI's taxonomy places the organism in Eukaryota, Metazoa, Chordata, Actinopteri, Pleuronectiformes, Pleuronectidae. The record is from RefSeq and is a predicted model, not a curated record.